Myodes glareolus (Bank vole) is the source of this 2099-nucleotide messenger RNA. NCBI's taxonomy places the organism in Eukaryota, Metazoa, Chordata, Mammalia, Rodentia, Cricetidae. The record is from RefSeq and is a predicted model, not a curated record.
GCGCGGAUAAUGUCUGAGAAUGUCCAUUUCUGGGACGCUUAGCAGCUAUUAUGUCGACUCGAUCAUAAGUCACGAGAGCGAGGACGCGCCUCCAGCCAAGUUUCCUUCGGGCCAGUACGCGAACCCGCGGCAGCCGAGCCACGCCGAGCACCUGGACUUCCCCUCUUGCAGCUUCCAGCCCAAAGCGCCGGUGUUCGGCGCCUCCUGGGCGCCGCUGAGCCCGCACGCGUCGGGGAGCCUGCCGUCCGUCUACCACCCCUACCUGCAGCCCCAGGGUGCGCCGGCGGCGGAGAGCAGCCAACCCUUCCGCCAACUGGCUGCACGCCCGCUCUUCCCGGAAAAAGCGCUGUCCCUACACCAAAUACCAGACGCUGGAACUCGAGAAGGAGUUCCUGUUCAAUAUGUACCUCACCAGGGACCGCAGGCACGAAGUGGCCAGACUCCUCAAUCUGAGUGAGAGACAAGUCAAAAUCUGGUUUCAGAACCGGCGGAUGAAAAUGAAGAAGAUGAACAAGGAGCAGGGCAAAGAGUAAAGGAGCAGCCCCACCCUUCCCUACCUCACUCGGAUUAUUUAUGUGGUGGCUGCCAGGCCACUGCUGUCUGGGAUGUAUCCCAGUGAGUGGGGAAGGGCAUCUCUCCUCUUUAAAGUCCCUCUUUUGCCCCUGGAGCCUGCCUCCCCCUCCCUUGCCUACCCCUGUUUCUCUCUCUUCCCCUUGGGUGCCAGGAGGAAGUUUUGUUAAGUUAGAAGCUAGCUGUAGUUGGUUCCUAGGUUUCUUCCUCAAAGAAAGAGAACCCUAGUCAAGCUCCUAGCAUCCCUGCUAAUUUUUUUUUUCCUGGAAAAUCCCAGCCCUCCCCCCUUUCCAACUACCUGCCUGUUCCCUGCACCUAUUCGGAAGUCACCCAGGAACGGUUUAACUGUACACACCCCAACAGAUGCCCGAGGACAUAGAGUUGGGAGUCCACACUAAUAACGGAGAAAGAAAGUUACACCCUAUGUGCAGAGCUGGGCAGUCCCAGAGCCAGUCAGUUUCCCCCCUGAUGCAGACACACACAGGGUGAGUCUGGAGGUGAGCUCCUGAAUAAGGCUCUGCAGCCCAGCGUCCCCACAUCGUCCUUGUACUUAUCCCUAUGGAAUCGCCAACUCCACCCCGGGUCUUGGGGGACUGUGGGCAGACGGGGCCGGCCCAGUCCCCAAGCUAGAAAGGGCGAGAAAAAGGGCAGGGAGUGGUUUUCUGAAGGCACCUUUAGUGGAGUCCCCUCGCAAAUCUCUUUGCAGGAAAUGUUUAAUUGUGCACGUUUUCCUCUCCCCCCCUCCCCCAAGGAGGUCACACUGUGGGUGUAGAGCCUCCACAAUGCCGUUCCCUCAGUCACACGUCCCCUUGGCAGACUGUAGUAGUUUUUCUCGCUGACCACAGAUUUUGCAUUCUUCUCCAUUCCUCCCAGCUCCAAAGUCAACUCUCCUUUCAGUGGCUAAAUCUAUCUUGUGCCAGCUAGGCAAGUCUCCCCAUGUAGAAAAAAAAUCCCAUCACCCCCUCCUAGGUCAACCCCAUCAUAGAGAAGGCCGGGUCAGGAGAGUCUGAUUGAGACUUUAUUGUGAGUCAAUUUCCCAGCUACCUUCCAGAGUGGGCAGUCAGGGUAGGAGGAGAAGCAAUGGUCUCAGCAAGCAGGGCUGAUGGGUCUCCUCUCACAUCACUAGUUUCCUGGCCCACAAAGAAGAGAGCCCCUUGGCAUGCAGCCAGAGGGCCACAGGAAGAAACCCCAAAAGCUCAGAGUGGGGACUUCACCUCCUGCAGAAUACACUACUGGGUCCUGAUACGGGCCAUGUGCAGACACACUUCUGGCACACAGUCCCGCGCGUGCAAAGUAAAGAGGCAAAAUCAUGCCUUCCCACCGGGCAGAGACUCACCCUCUGCUUCUGUCCUUCCCUGCACUCAAUCCCCUCCACCCCCGGACUCUCUCCCGCUUCUCCUAACCCUGCAAAGAGGUCAUUCCAGUAGAACUUUGAAUUUUAUUUUAUUUUUUGCUUCGUCAGUGGCUGUGGUGAAAUUGUGCUUGUGUUUUGUGAUUCCUUUGGCAGUGAUCUUCAGUUGUUGCUCAUG